Closterium sp. Yama58-4 is the source of this 3381-nucleotide messenger RNA. The record is from the annotation of a GenBank genome assembly. Lineage: Eukaryota; Viridiplantae; Streptophyta; Zygnematophyceae; Desmidiales; Closteriaceae.
AUGAGCGCGUUUAACGCUGGAUGGAGCGCCUGGGGCGGUGGCGGCUCGAGCGCGGCGAGGAAACGGCCAGACGGCAGCGGAGCGGGACCAGGCCGUCAGUCACGGCCGUCAACUAGUCGCGCGACAAUGUUCUUAAUCCGGUUCUUAAUCGUCGUGAUCCUAGCGCAAGCGCUGUACAUUGUGAAGCUUAAGGUGUCGCAGCAGCGGCGGCUUAUGCUGGAAGAGGAACGAGACAAUAACGGGGACAACGGGAACAAGAACACCCGCAAUGAUGAAGCGGGAAGUAGUGACACAAUUUCGGGGAUCGAGACGGGUUUAAGAACGCCGACAAUAACAGAACUCUCUGGUACAGGAAGUCAAACAGCAACGAUAAGCACCCAACCCGAUAUUAUUACAGUGACUCACGAAGACGCCGAUACCGGAUCUGUUUCUACCGGGGAUGGGAAGCAGCCCUCGGAGUUGCCGCGAGGUGACAAUGCGGGAGUGACUGUAGCGGGGGGAGGGGAAAGGGAGGGGAGCGAGGAGCAGGGAGCAGACGAGUUGGGACAGGAGAGUGAGAUGGAGAGUAAAGACGAGGAGGAGGUUGGGUCCCGCCGGGAAGCGAGUGAACGCGCGGCGGAAGCGGAAGCGGAAGCGGGGGGGCGACGGGGAGCGCAAGCGGAACCGGGGGAGGAGGAAACGGGCGCGCGGGAUGGGUCCGGGGAGGCGGAUGGUACCAGCAGGGGACAGGGGGAGGGGGAGGGGCAAGGGCAAGUGAAUGGCGCAUUGGCGCAACUGCGCGGGGGAGCCUUUAAGAGAGAGGCGGAGGGUGCGGAGAGGGGCGGAGUGGAGGGAGCGAGUGGAGCGGGAGCAGGAGGAGAGGGAGAGGGAGGGGGAGAGAGUGAGGGGGAGAGUGAGGGAGAGGGCAAGAGAGAGGGAGAGGGAGGAGGAGAGGGAGGGUGGGAGCCGUUGAGGGGGCCAGCAGAGGGCAUGUCGUGCCGCGCGUGGUUGGAGGAGCAAGAUGAAUUGACCGUUGGGCGGGAUUUCGAGAGGCGGCCAGUGCGAGUGGCCUCCAGCGAGGUGCGCGUCUUCCCUUCAAGUAUGUUGUUUCACAAGGUAAGCGCGCCAGCAGAGGGCAUGUCGUGCCGGGCAUGGUUGGAGGAGCGUGGUUGGAGGAACAAGAUGACGGGGCUGUUGGGAGGGAUUUUGAGAGGCGACCAGUGCGAGUGGCUUCCAGCGAGUGCUGGGCUCUUUUCAUCCCCCCACCCAUCACAAUCCGCGCCCCCCCGCUCCACUUUCCCCCCCUGUGAGCAGGUGAAGCGGUGGGACUGCGACGUGCCGUGUGAGUUCGUGAGUGCGGGAGACGACGUGGACGCGAGUCUGACGUACGCAGGGCCAGGCAAGAUGGUCAAGAGGUGGGAGUGCGACGUGCCAUGCGAGUUUGUGAGUGCGGGAGACGACGUGGACGCGAGUCUGACUGGCGGGCAAGAUGGUGCUGCGCUCUCCCCUUCCUCUCCAUCCCUCAGGCACCCCAACCAUCACCCUUCCCUCCCACCCUUCUCCCCUCCGCCCUUCCCCCCUCCGCAACAGGUGAAGCGGUGGGAGUGCGACGUGCCGUGCGAGUUCGUGAGUGCGGGGGACGACGUGGACGCGAGUCUCAGAUACGCAGUGGCGGGCAAGAUGGUGCUGCGCUCUCCCCUUCCUCCCCUCAUCCCUCAGGCACCCCCACCAUCACCCUUCCCUCGUAUCGCUCCCCUUCCUCCUGUACAGGUCAAGAGGUGGGACUGCGAUGUGCCGUGCGAGUUCGUGAGUGCGGGAGACGACGUGGACGCGAGUCUGACAUAUGCAGUGCCUGGCAAGAUGGUGCUGCGAUCAAUGGAGGCGCGCUCUUACUACCCCGCCAAUGACCCUGCUGUGUCCCGAGGGGCUUACAGUGUGGUGAUGACAGUGCAUUACGACUCGGACGUGCCAGUGCAGUACGGGUCGUGGGAGGAGUAUGAUAUCAUGCGGCCACCAGUCCCCAAGACAGCUGAUGCCAUUGCUGCUGCGUUCAUCAGCAACUGUGCCGCCAACAACUUCCGACUCAAGGCAGUGGAGGAGCUGCAGAAGUUUUUCCCUGUGCACUCGUAUGGUCGCUGCCUCAACAACCGGCCCUACGAGCAUGAUAAGUUGGCGGUGAUUCAGCGUUACAAGUUCACCCUCGCCUUUGAGAACUCCUGUGAACCGGACUACAUCACUGAGAAGUUCUGGCAGUCCCUCGUGGCCGGAUCCGUGCCUGUAAUUGUGGGUCCGCCCAACAUUGCUGAUUUCGUACCGGACAACAGCUCGUACCUCUACAUUCAGAGUGAAGAAGACAUUUCCAGGGUGGCGCGGCAGAUGCAGGCCAUAGCAGCAGACGAUGAAGCAUACAACAACAUGCUCGAGUGGAAGCGAUCUGGGCCGUCGGAUCAGUUCAUCGCCAACGUGGAUCUGUCGGCUGUGCACUCCUCCUGCCGCCUCUGUGUGCUGCUGGCCGAUCGCAUCCGCACUCAAGAGAUCGCUGCCUCCCGCAAGCCACGGCCCUGCAGGUGUGAGAGUGUAGACUCAGGCAAGAAGCAGCUGACAUACCAUCUCUACGUGCGUGAAAGAGGCACAUACCGCUACACCUCCGUCUUCCUUACAAGCACCUCGCUCACCCUACCGGGCCUCCGCCGAGCCAUUCGCCGAACCUUCAAAAAGAAGGGCUACAAGCCUGUUUGGGUCGGCAAGAGACCAGCCGUUUUGGCGUCGGAAAAGAGGAUCAAGGCGUUGCGGAUGCGUCGCUCCGUGCAGCAGCAGCCGCAGCGGUCGCGCGGGUCGGCGUUUGGCUCACUGGCGUGCGUGAAGGCGGUCGGACUGCCUUCCCUGCUCCUAUUCGCAGUCGUGGUGGUCUUUAAUCGCCAUUUCCAGCUCAUCGCGUCGCCUUUCUCGAAGCGUACUGCUUCCAGCCACUUAUUCUCCGCAUCUCGACGAAGGAGGUUCAGCAGCAAGAGCAGGCUCAAACGGGCAGUUGAACGGGCAGCGGGAAGGGGGUUCAGGGAGCCAGAGUGGGAUUCAGAGGGAUAUGUGUCGGCCAGUACACUCGGGCAGCUGGCACAAGAAGCUUCGAUCAACGGCACUGUAGUGAUUCUCGUGUGCAGCUAUGGCUACGCGGAUUUUCUGCUCAACUGGGCGGUGUAUGCGGGCGAGCUGGGGUACGGGCGGAAUUUCCUUGUGUUCGUUGAAGACAGGGAGACCUUUGACCUGCUGAGAAGGAGAUUCCCGAGACAGGUGCGGUGCGACACACUGGAGGUUCUUAGGACAGGUGGUGAGAUGGCACGUGCCGGAGAUAGAGCAGGCGGGGGAGGAGGAGCUCAAGGCAGCAGGGCUGGUGGAGGAGACUAA